Molecule: messenger RNA, 3321 nt
Organism: Cuscuta epithymum
Lineage: Eukaryota; Viridiplantae; Streptophyta; Magnoliopsida; Solanales; Convolvulaceae
Source: the annotation of a GenBank genome assembly
GUUGCCAACUAAAAAACCACCCAUAUUGUUCAACGAGUCAACUCAGUCUAAGCUCGGUUACGCAUCCAUGAAAACCGGUCUUCGUUUAAACGAUUUCUUCUGGUUUGAACGAGACAAUGAUGGCCAAUCGAGAAAAGUGGGAAGUAUCCGUCGUUUAUACUCACAGACAAUCAUUUGUUUGUAAUUUUUACGAGAAAUAGCGGAAAAGGAAAAGCAAACAUGGCCAACCAAUAUAAAGGACAACAGUACCUUUUCUCUCAUCAGAAAGAAGAGGAAGAGAAGGAGGAGUUUGAUCUGGGAUCUGACGAGCCUGAGAUCCCAUUUCCCUUUAACAUUACUUCUCGGGUGCUUUAUAUGUUGGGGGAUAUAACGGCAGGGCCGGCGUAUCGGUUUACAGAAUGGCUGGAGCUGGUCCGCAAACGAAGUAGCAAGAUUCGCUCCUCCGGGUUCCCUCAUCGUCCUCACAGAGUUGAGACUAUGCUCUCCAGCCCAGAAGAAUCAAGUUCAGAUGUAAAAGACCCUCCACCUUCUGAGCAAGCGGCGGCAGAAUUGAGUUUGUGGGAUAGACUUGGCAAUGCUGUGAUGUUGGACAUCGAAUCAAGCGCCUUGUCCUGGAGAAUGCUCGCUUCCCUUCACCACACAGAGCACAACAGUAGUACUGAACAGUCUGAGGAUGAAAUGAAUAAAGCACUAGAGGUCACUGUUAAUUCUGGGGGUGUGGUUUUUUUUGCACUAUUCAAUCAGCCUCAAGAUGAUGAAUCUCCUUCUCCAAAGGAAGCUGUAGCUGUUAUAAAGAUAUCAUCUUCAAGGAUGGCCACUCAAUCAGAGCGCCUCGGUUAUGAAUUUGCCAAGUGGCUAGGUGUUCGGACCCCACAAGCACGGGUUAUUCACAACUGUAUUCCGGAGUGGUUGCAGAUAAAAGAUGCCGCAGAGAAAGCUAAAGAAGCGGCUAUAUCAGAAGGAGAUGAAAUUGGUGAAAUGACAUGCUCAGAACUUCUAGAAGCUCUUGAAUUAAGCCGUUGCAUUUUACUAAUGAACUAUAUACACGGAUCGCCUCUGUUAGAGAGCUCAAAUGCAUUUGAUUCCCAACAAUCUGCUGAAAAAAUAGCAGCUGCUCUAGGAAGGGUCAUGGUUUUGGACCUCGUCAUAAGAAAUGAAGACCGCCUUCCAUGUCGCCAUCUGAGAUGGCGUGGAAACUCAGCAAACUUACUGUUAUCAGAUAAGGUGGGUGAUGUGGAAGCUCCUGAGUCGGCCUUCAACUCUCUAAUCAAUAGAUGCAGACCUAGCAUGAUAAAAGCGUUUCAAAAAGAAAGAAGAGCCACUUCAAUAGAUGGCAAAAUUACCCCUCCCACUUCGGGUUUAUUACCACAACGCUCUGAUCUGUCCGACGUGGCAGAGUCUCCGAAAUCAAGCAAUUUGAGUGUUAAAAGUAUAAACUUAGGCGAAGAGAAUAGGUCUUUAGAUGAUUCAACGUCUCCGGAAUUUCAUAUCGUGGCUAUAGACUCGGGGGUUCCACGCAGGCCACCAGCUGGCAAACGUGCAAAUGACCAUGAAUUUUAUCCUAAGCUGGUUGAGCUCAUUAUUAACAGUUAUGAGUAUUCAUCUAAUAUCCUUCAUGAGAUAACAGGAGGAAAAUUAGGGUUUCCUCCCAACGACUCUGAGAUGAUGACUGCCGAUUCUCAUUUGGCUAAUAUGAGCCUUGUUAUUCAUGAAUUUCGAAGUGGAUUUCGUGCAGCUUUACGAGAUUUACAAGGAUUUCAUAUAUUUCUUCUCACACUUCAUCAGAAACUGGAAAACCUCUUGAGAGUGCUUCUCACCAUUAUUGACAGAGCUUCUUCAUCCGGGGAUCUUGAGAAGGAAGAAAUGACGGUUCCUGAGUCACCACCGCCUAGUAGGGAAGCGGCAGUUGGUGAAAACAAUGUUGAUUCAAAUGAUUCAGAAUUGCCAAGGGUAACACCUAAGCCAUCGUCAUCUUCAGGGUGUAAGGAGAGCUCGGAUGGCGGUUCUCCGGUUGCGCGUGAGGGUUGCCAGGGGAAGUUUAGGGGUAAUGGAGAACCUCUGCAUAGUUUGCGUUUGGCAUCGAAACUCCGUGACUUCCACAAAUCUGCUAAGGUUGAUGCAGAGCUAAACAAAGAGUUAGAACAAUGGAAUGAAAUGCUGAAGAACGAUGCUAUUAAGUUAUGCAUGGAAAACAAUUUCAAUACAGGCUUCUUUGAAGGCAGUGAUAAUAAUUACGUGGUUGAUGCAUAUGAGCUGAAGGUAAGGCUUGAGCAUAUUCUUGACAGAAUUGUGUUGAUAUCUAAUGCUGCAAACACCGAAAAACCAUCAGCAGUUUCGGAGACCCUUUUCAUUGGUGGGGCCCUUGCUGCUAGAUCUGUGUACACUUUGCAACACAUAGGAAUCACUCAUGUAUUGUGCCUUUGCACCAAUGAAAUUGGACAAUCGGACUCUCAGUAUCCCGACUUGUUUGUGUACAAAAACUUUUCUAUAUUUGACAACGAGGACAGCAACAUCAGCGAUCUCUUUGACGAAGCACACGAUUUCAUGGAUCACGUUGAAAAAAUUGGUGGUAAGGUUCUUGUUCACUGCUUUGAAGGAAAAAGCAGGAGUGCGGCUGUUGUCCUUGCGUAUUUAAUGCUGAGAAAAAGCUUCACACUUUCCCAAGCAUGGAAUGCACUGAAGAGAGUGCACAGACGUGCCCAACCAAACGACGGCUUUGCGAGGCUUCUAUUGGAACUGGACGAGAAGUUGCACGGAAAGGUUUCCAUGGAAUGGCAACAAAGGCGGCCGACAAUGAAGGUGUGCUCCAUUUGUGGGAAGAAUGCCGGGCUGAGCAGCAGUUCGCUGAAACUCCACUUGCAAAAAGCACACCGGAAGCUUUCUUCUGGAAGUGUGGAUAGUGCCAUGACCAUGGAGAUUCAGAAAGCCAUGGAUGCACUGAAACUCAGUCGUAGUGGGAGUGUCAGUCCUACACACAGAAAUCCUAACCCAAACAUGGUUGAGUAACCGUGUACAUUUGACCGUUAAUGUUUGGCUUCUGUCACUUGUGUAUUUAUUAUUAUUACGUGUGCGCGCACAUAUAUAUAUAUAUAUAUAUACAGAGAGAGAGAGAGUCCUUUUCUUGUCCAGCCGGCCUGACGGGAACUGCCGUCCGGCCGAGGGCAUUUCGGGCACUUCCCGAUGGUAUUUUUUAUGAAAUUUUUUGAGCAUGUUUUUCAUGAAGUCUAGUUUAUCCAUACCAAAUUUCAGCUAAAAAUUCAAUCGGGAAGGCAUUCAAAUAAUUUUUUGAAGUUGACUGCGUCAAAGUAUAUAUAUAUAUAU